Manis javanica (Malayan pangolin) is the source of this 2104-nucleotide messenger RNA. NCBI's taxonomy places the organism in Eukaryota, Metazoa, Chordata, Mammalia, Pholidota, Manidae. The record is from RefSeq and is a predicted model, not a curated record.
CCCCAGUACAUCCAGACCUCGGACACGCACUACGCCAUCACCCCGCACAACUUCCAGUUCCGGUACCAUGUCAGUUCCGCAGCCCAAGCGGGCUGCUCGGUCCUGGACGAAGCCUUCCUGCGCUACCGUGGCCUGCUCUUCGGUUUGCGGUCUGGGUACAGUGCCCUCCCCAGCGCUGUCGUCUCAGUGUCCAAGGUUUGGUUACCCAUCUUCAUUCACUUGACUGAGCUGACUUCUGGGACCAGGAUUUAUGCACAAUCCUGCCCUUGGGCCAUAUUUCACCCUCAAUGCCUGCGGUAGGACCACAGUUCAACCAAGUCAAAUUACUGAAAAUACUACGCCAGUAGACAUAUCAAGGGAUCCCUCUGACAGUGUUCAAGUGUCGCAGGGUCCUAGUGAGGCUGUGACCAGGGCUGGGUAGAGGAUACCAGAGCUGACACCAAAAGUCGGAAGAAAGAGUACAUUGGAGAAGAAUUCACUGGUUGUCCUUGUGGUCACUCCUGGAUGUGACCAGCUUCCUUCUUUGGAGUCGGUGGAGAAUUGUAAGUACCACACUGCUUGCUGUUCUAGAAGAGCCAGCACUUGUCUGGAGCUAUCCCUGAUGGCCUGGCCUAAGUUGCCGAUGGUAGACCUGGAGCCCUCCGCGACUUAGAGACCUCGGUCACCAAGUACUGAGAGCCACGGAAGACACCCUGACCAUAAAUGAUGAGCAAUGUUUCCUCCACUCUGAGACUGUCUGGGGUGCUCUCCGAGGUCUAGAGACUUUUAGCCAGCUUGUUUGGAGAUCUCCUGUGGGCACGUAUUUGAUCAACAAGACAGAGAUUGAGGACUUUCCCCGCUUCCCCCACCGGGGCUUGUUGUUGGAUACAUCUCGCCAUUACCUGCCACUGGCCAGCAUCCUGGACACUCUGGAUGUCAUGGCCUAUAAUAAAUUCAAUGUGUUCCACUGGCAUCUGGUCGAUGACCCUUCCUUCCCAUAUGAGAGCUUCAGUUUUCCAGAGCUUACCAGAAAGGGGUCCUACAACCCUGCCACCCACAUCUACACACUGCAAGAUGUGAAGAAGGUUAUUGAACAUGCACGGCUUCGGGGUAUCCGUGUGUUGGCAGAGUUUGACACUCCUGGCCACACUUUGUCCUGGGGACCAGGUGUCCCUGGAUUAUUGACUCCUUGCUACUCUGGGGCUCGGCCCUCUGGCAUCUUUGGACCAGUGAAUCCCAUUCUCAACAGUACCUAUGAGUUCAUGAGCUCAUUCUUCUUGGAGGUCAGCUCUGUCUUCCCAGAUUUUUAUCUUCACCUUGGAGGAGAUGAAGUUGAUUUCUCCUGCUGGAAAUCCAACCCAGACAUCCAGGCCUUUAUGAAGCAGAUGGGCUUUGGCGGUGACUUCAAGCAGCUGGAAUCCUUCUACAUCCAGACGCUGCUGGACAUCGUCUCUGCCUAUGGCAAGGGCUGUGUGGUGUGGCAGGAGGUGUUUGAUAAUAAAGUAAAGGUUCGGCCGGAUACAAUCAUCCAGGUAUGGCGACAAAAGAUACCAGUAAACUAUUGGAAUGAGCUGCACCAGAUCACCAGUGCUGGCUUGCGCGCCCUGCUCUCUGCUCCCUGGUAUCUGAACUGGAUAAGUUACGGCCCUGACUGGAAGAACGCCUACAUGGUGGAGCCCCUGGCCUUUGAAGGUAGCCCUGAGCAGAAGGCUCUCGUGAUUGGCGGUGAGGCCUGUAUGUGGGGGGAGUACGUGGACAGCACCAACCUGGCCCCCAGACUCUGGCCCAGAGCAGGGGCUGUUGCUGAGAGGCUGUGGAGCAACGAGUCAGUGACUAACCUGGACUCUGCCUAUAAACGUUUGGCAGAUUUCCGCUGUGAGCUGCUGAGGCGAGGUGUCCAGGCCCAGCCUCUCAAUGUGGGCUACUGUGAACAGGAGCUUGAACAGACCUGAGCAAGCAGCCCCAAGCACUGAGGAAGGUGCUGGCCCUAGGAGAGUGGUAGUGGGGCCAAGCCUCCAUUACAUCCCGGCCGGGGGAUGGAGCCUCUUGCCCACGUGUCCCUGCGCUUGGAAGAAGGAGGUUGGUGCUGGUGCCCAAUAAAGAGUGACUUGGCAUUUUUCUAUAA